AUGCAGAAAACUGAACAUCGAGUUACAUUGACAGUGACUUUUAUUGUCACAAUGUUCACCCUUACAAAUGGUCCUUCAGCGCUGAUGCACCUUAUUAGGACUACGUACAGUCUUCAACAACAGGAUUUAUAUGAUCUCACAAUGAUUUGCAGUACACUAGUGAUCUGUGGAAAAGCGUCAAACUUUAUCUUAUUCUGUCUUGGAUCACGCCACUUCCGAUUGAGGCUGAUAAGGCUUACGCAACGAAAAGUGCAUAGAAAGAUUGGUCAGUAA
Strongylus vulgaris is the source of this 273-nucleotide messenger RNA. Lineage: Eukaryota; Metazoa; Nematoda; Chromadorea; Rhabditida; Strongylidae. The record is from the annotation of a GenBank genome assembly.